Purpureocillium takamizusanense is the source of this 414-nucleotide messenger RNA. RefSeq lists its product as uncharacterized. Bases 1 to 414 code for a protein of 137 amino acids. Gene Ontology annotation, molecular function: FAD binding. The transcript has a single exon. NCBI's taxonomy places the organism in Eukaryota, Fungi, Ascomycota, Sordariomycetes, Hypocreales, Ophiocordycipitaceae. The record is from RefSeq and is a predicted model, not a curated record.
AUGCCACUCCGAGUCCUCAUCUCCGGCGCGGGCAUCGCCGGCCCGGCGCUCGCCUUCUGGCUCGGCCGGCUCGGCCACACGUGCACCAUCAUCGAGCGCUUCCCCAGCCUGCGUGCCAACGGGCAGCAGGUCGACUUGCGCAAGCAGGGCAUCGAGGCGGCCCGUCGCAUGGGCAUCCUCGAGUCGAUCCGCGCGCACAUCAUCGACGAGCUCGGCCUCCAAGUCGUCGACUCGACCGGCCGACAAAGGGCGCUGUUCGCGCGCAUCGAGGACGACGCCGCCGGCCGGCAGGGCUUCACGAGCGAGUUCGAGCUGUGCUGUUGGAACAGACAAGGGAGGGGAGAGCGGCCAGCAGGAUUCUACAGACGUGGGAGAAGAUCACGGCUGAGACAGUCGAAGCUUUGCGGACGGUAG